Molecule: messenger RNA, 1619 nt
Organism: Didymodactylos carnosus
Lineage: Eukaryota; Metazoa; Rotifera; Eurotatoria; Philodinida; Philodinidae
Source: the annotation of a GenBank genome assembly
AUGGAUUCGAAAAAUCAUCGCAUACGGGAUUAUAAACAUCGUGGAAAAGACGCAGAUGAAAUAAGACGUCGUCGAACUGAACUAAAUGUAUCACUGCGAAAAAAUAAACGUGAAGAAGCAAUAAAAAUCAAACGUAACUUAGUAGAUGGAAAUGGAAUGUCUGAAGAAUCAGAAGAAGAUGCAACAAAACGACGACCAAAUUUAGAUGAAAUUGCUGAAAAAGCAAAGAGUCCAGAUUUACAAGUUCGUUUCGAGGCUAUAAGAUCUGCAAGAAAAAUGUUAUCGAUUGAUCGUAAUCCUCCAAUUGAUGAUUUAAUUCGUUUUGACUUAUUACCAAAUUUAGUUGAUUGUUUAUUGUUAGAUACAUAUCCUGAUUUACAAUUUGAAGCUGCAUGGGCUCUAACGAAUAUUGCUUCAGGCAGUUCAAAGCAGACUCAAGCUGUUGUUGAUGCUAAUGCUGUACCACCUUUAUUAAGAUUAUUAAAUUCAAAACAACCAAAUGUUUGUGAACAAGCUGUUUGGGCCUUAGGAAAUAUUAUUGGAGAUGGACCGGAACUUCGUGAUUAUGCUAUUGAACUGGGUGUUGUACAGCCUCUAGUUAACUUUAUUCAACAAGAUAUACCAGUUACAUUUCUAAGAAAUGUUACGUGGGUGAUUGUUAACUUAUGCAGGCAUAAAGAACCUCCACCUCCCGUAAAAGCUGUUCAAGAUAUUUUACCGGCCUUAAAUUAUCUCAUAUCAUAUACAGAUAUCACAAUAUUAGUUGAUACAGUGUGGGCAUUAGCCUAUCUUCUCGAUGGUGGAAAUACACAAAUUCAGGUAAUGUUGAUCUAUUAUGUGGAUGAUUUGAUAUCCAGAGUACUUUUCAAUUGUGCCUUUGUUGAUUCGGGUGUAGUACCGAUGAUUGUCAAAUUAUUAGAUCAUAAUGAAGUUAAAAUUGUCACAGCUGCCCUAAGAGCUGUUGGUAACAUCGUUACGGGAACAGAUGAGCAAACACAAAUUGUAUUAAAUAAUAAUGCACUGUCCUGUUUUCCAAAAUUAUUGAAACAUCCAAAAGAUAAAUUAAAUAAAGAAGCUGUAUGGUUUUUAUCAAACAUAACGGCUGGAAAUCAACAUCAAGUACAAUGUGUUAUUGAAGCUAAUUUAAUACCUGAUGUUAUUCAUCAUCUUCAGCACGUAAGCGAGUUUCUUCUUGUCAUGAAUUUAUUUUAUUUCUAUCCGUUUAAUUUAAAUGUCUGUUAAAAUUCAGUUGUCAGAAUCUUUUAAUCAGGUUACGAAGUAAGCUUAGAUGAGAAAGGCAAAUACUUUAUCUGAAUUAGGUAAUUAUCGGUACUGGUACUUGUGUGGUACCGAAAGUACCGAAGUUUUUUCAUUAUCUAAAUCUAUUUUUGAACCCACAAGAAGCUUUUUCCACUUUAAACCGCGAAGACUCCCGUCCCUUAACCCUUUGAGUCCGGGAUUAUUUUGUCAAAAAAUAAUCCCUCAAAGUAGCGACAUUCCUGUAACUCAAGAACUAUAGUAGCUAGGGACUUCUAAUUCUGUGGGGUCAUAGCUCUUACCGAAUGCUGAUCACCCACCAACUUUGGGACUCUUUUACUGGAUAUUUCAUGAGAUAUAAG